Messenger RNA from Cladophialophora immunda, 1395 nucleotides. RefSeq lists its product as uncharacterized. The coding region runs from base 25 to 1395 and encodes 456 amino acids. Lineage: Eukaryota; Fungi; Ascomycota; Eurotiomycetes; Chaetothyriales; Herpotrichiellaceae. The record is from RefSeq and is a predicted model, not a curated record. Gene Ontology annotation, molecular function: iron ion binding; 2 iron, 2 sulfur cluster binding. The transcript is spliced from 3 exons.
CGCCAGUAACUCCUCGGCUGCAACAUGCCGGCUUCUAUCGUCGAUGGUAUCGCGGAUACCGUCCAUCAACUCCAUAUCCAAGGAUUGUCAGAGAAGACCAUCUCGACCGAUGUUGGCAAUUCGUUGCCUGAUGGCUUCUACCACUUGCCAGCCAUCUACCAGCUCGAAAGACGCGCCAUCUUCUCGAAGCGGUGGUUCCUGGUCUCGCACAAGGCUCGCUACCGUCAUGUCGGCGACUACGUGCAGUAUGAAAUGGCGGGCUUCAACUUCGUCGUCGUCAAGGACAAGGGCGGCGACAUUGUGGGAUUCCACAACAUCUGCAGACAUCGUGCUUUCCCCGUCGUGCACGAAACCAGUGGCAGCGCGAAGAUCUUUGCGUGCAAAUACCAUGGAUGGACGUAUGGGCUGAACGGCAAAUUGACCAAGGCGCCCCGGUUCACGCCCGAGUCGGUGCCUGACUUCGACCCAACGCACAUUCGCCUCUUCCCCGUCCACACCCACGUCGACAGGAACGGGUUCGUCUACGUCAACCUGGAUGCCCGCCCGGUGCCCGAGAUCCAGUGGGAAGAGCAGUUUGGUGACCUUGACCGCCAGGGCGUCCUCCAGGGUUGCGGCGUGGACUGGGACGCGGUCGAGUAUGAUUUCACGUGGGUCAAAGAAGGAAAGUUCAACUGGAAGAUCAUGCAAGACAAUUACAACGAGUGCUACCAUUGUCUCACGGCACACCCAGACGUAGCCCGCACGACCGCCCUGGACACCUACUACGUCUCCCCAGCCACGCCACAUCACUACAUCUCGCAUUUCAGCGAACCCAAGGCGUCCAUCCUCGCCACCUCGGCCUUCGACGCGACUCGGUUUGCGGGCAGGUCGGCCACUCAUGUCUGGCCGGGCGGUCACUUCAGCCCGAACCCAGGCACCGGCUUCAUGCACCUGAUGCGCAGCCUCCCGACCUCGCCAACCACCACGCGGCAGGAGUACGACGUGUACAGGCUGAACACGCCGCACGCCACGCCCGAGGCCCACGAGCGCAUGGUCAAUUUCUACAAGAAGGUCGUGGACGAGGACUUUGGCCUCUGCGAGAAGGUGCAGAGGAACCUCGAACGUGGGGUCUUCACAAGGGGCCCCUUGCACCCUUUCCACGAAGAAGGCGUGCAGGCGUUCCAGGGCAUGGUGCUCAAGGUUCUCAAGGAGCAGAUUGGACUGGAGGAGGCUGCUGGGAGGGAGAUCUGGGCUGCGAGGCCGCCAGCGCAGGGAGCUGGAAAGAGGGAGGCAAAUUCUGGGCGUACAGCCAACGGGAACGGCGACGGCGACGGCGACGUCGAAUCGGACAGUCAGAGCAUCUGCGUGAAGAUGCUAGGUUGCGACCAGGCGAGGCUGAAAGGCCUGGAAUGGUAG